AUGGCCUCCGGAACCCUCGUCACCUGUCUCGCCGGCGUCGGAGCAGCCGCCGUGCUCCGGGUUCUAUACUGGGCAUCGCAAUUCGUCCUCUACCACUUCUGGCGCCCUUCCAAACCCCUCACAGCCUACAAGCGCACCAGCGGCGACAGCUACGCCCUCAUCACCGGAGCCAGCGCCGGCAUCGGUCUCGCCAUCGCCCGCGCCAUCGUCCGUCAAGGCUUCGGUGUUGUCCUCCUCGGCCACCUCCCAGACGAGCUUGCCUCGGCCGCCAAAAGUCUCAAUCCCCCGCUUGUGCGCACCCUCGUCGUCAAUGCCAGCACCGCGACCCCGGAGGAGCUCUCGGCAGCGGUCGAGGCCAUUUCGGACCUUAAUAUCUCCAUCCUCGUCAACAAUGUCGGCGGUUUUCCCAUGGCUGAUCCGCCGAUCCGACCUCUCAGCACCCUCAGCACUGCCGAGGUGGAUGGUUUCGUUGACAUGAACGCCCGUUUCAUGGCGCGUCUGACGAAUCUCGUCUUGCCGCUUCUUUCAUCAAAAUCGACAAGACAAAAUCACGAGCGGUCGUUAAUUCUCAAUGUUUCUUCGGCUGGCCGUGUUGGAAUGCCAUGGAUUGUCAUGUACAGCGCCACCAAAGCCUUCAACUACGCCUUCAGCAUGGGUCUGUCGCGCGAGCUCGAGGAUGAUCCUGCCACAGCCCACAUCGACUGCCUCGCUGUUGCGCCAGGCGAGGUGCAGAGCCAGGCCAAUGUUAUGGCAGAGGGUGCCGUUACCGCUGACGAGUUUGGGAGCUAUGUUGUGGGAGGUAUUGACGGGGCAGUGAAACGGAAGUGGAGGGAGGUGAGACCGUACUGGGGUCAUGAUCUCCAGCUUGGGUUAAUGGACCGCGUGCUGCCUGACAGCAUGUUGACGCAUUUCUCGAGGGAGGAGUUGAGAGAGAAGAAGGUUAUGUGGGAUGCGAUCAUGGCGAAACGUCGCUGA
Podospora anserina S mat+ is the source of this 975-nucleotide messenger RNA. RefSeq lists its product as uncharacterized. The transcript has a single exon. Gene Ontology annotation, molecular function: oxidoreductase activity. Gene Ontology annotation, cellular component: endoplasmic reticulum. NCBI's taxonomy places the organism in Eukaryota, Fungi, Ascomycota, Sordariomycetes, Sordariales, Podosporaceae. The coding region runs from base 1 to 975 and encodes 324 amino acids. The record is from RefSeq and is a predicted model, not a curated record.